AUGCCGACAGCUAAUUUGAAUUUACCUUAUAGAUUCAGUGGCAUGACCACUGCUAUUCAACUCAAAAAGAAGCUGAAUCUUUCUGCAGAUAUAUUCGAAUCGACUGAAGACAUUGGAGGAACAUGGCACUACAAUCAGUAUCCACAAGCAGCCUCAGAUGUUCCCAGCCAUUUGUAUUCAUUCAGUUUCGAAUUAAAUCCUAAUUGGAGCCAAGAGUACAGCGGUCAAAAAGAAAUAUUUGAGUACAUGCGUAGUGUAGCCAGGAAGUACCACAUCUAUGAACAAACACAGUUCAACACUGAAGUGGUUCGUGCUUCCUGGAUUGAAAAGUUAAAAAAAUGGGAAAUUGAAUUGAAGACGAGUGGAUCAAAAGAAACGCAAACCAGACUUUAUGAUUUCAUUUUCUCUGGUGUAGGAGCCAUUCGCGUACCAAAUAUCCCCCAGGAAUUCCAAUCUUUCCAAGGGAAAAUCAUCCAUUCGUCUUAUUGGGAUAAUGAUUACGAUUUCACAGGCAAGACGGUCGCCAUCAUUGGUAGUGGCACAAGUUCCGUCCAAAUUGUGCCCCAUCUGGCUGCCAAGGCAUCCCAUCUCCACAACUACCUGCGCACACCUACAUGGAUCACUCCUCGCAACAACUACUAUUACCCUAAUUUCGUCAAGCGUUUAUUCAGCUUCUUUCCGUUCCUGAUGCGCAUCUACCGAGCCUAUCAGUUCUUUCUGCGAGAGCUUCGGUUUAGCGUUUGGGGUGAUGCUAAUUCGUGGUUCGCCAAAUUCUUUAGAAAGAGAAUGGAAAAGCAAAUGACUCAAUUGCUUGUAUCCAAAGGCAGACCUGAUCUCAUAAGCAAAUUGAUACCGGAUAUCACACCCGGAUGCAAACGUAUUGGCAUCUCUGACGACUACUUGCAAGCCUUGUGCCAAAACAAUGUUACAGUCAAUACCUCGCCUAUUGCCAGUGUUCAGGGCCAAACUAUCACCACCGUGGAUGGAUCGGAAACGCAUGUGGACGUGCUUUGUUUGGCAACAGGAUUCAAUGUUAAUGGAUUUUUGGGACAGAUGCAAGUAUACGGACGCAACAAUGUUCAUUUAAACAAGCUGUGGGACGAGAAUAGCGCCAAAACCUACAAAACUGUCAAUAUUCAUGGAUUUCCCAACUUUUUUAUGAUGCUUGGCCCUGGAUCUGGCCUUGGACACAACUCUGUGGUCACGAUGAUUGAAUGCCAAAUUGACUACGGUAUCAGAUUGUUGGAUUACAUUCUGAAAAACAAGAUUCAGUGUAUGGACCCCAAAAAAGAUGCGCAAGAAAGGUUUUUCACUCAAUUGCAAAAGGAUUUCAAGGGUACAACAUGGACGACAGGAUGCAAAUCAUGGUAUCAGAGCAAGCAGGCAGGGGAGAUCCAGUUCUUGUGGCCAAAGAAUGUAACUAGCUUCUACUUUAUGCUAAACAAACAGAUAGAGCACAGUAAGGAUUACAUAAUCAAUUAG
This is a messenger RNA of Mucor velutinosus, 1482 nucleotides long. It is a transcript of the gene ALG9, whose product is annotated as mannosyltransferase. The coding region runs from base 1 to 1482 and encodes 493 amino acids. The transcript is spliced from 4 exons. The record is from RefSeq and is a predicted model, not a curated record. Gene Ontology annotation, molecular function: NADP binding; flavin adenine dinucleotide binding; N,N-dimethylaniline monooxygenase activity. Lineage: Eukaryota; Fungi; Mucoromycota; Mucoromycetes; Mucorales; Mucoraceae.